Molecule: messenger RNA, 489 nt
Organism: Asterias rubens (European starfish)
Lineage: Eukaryota; Metazoa; Echinodermata; Asteroidea; Forcipulatida; Asteriidae
Exons: 2
Coding region: 3-365 (120 amino acids)
Source: RefSeq, a predicted model, not a curated record
CCAUGUACCAAACCUUGCAAGGAGUAUUUGUUACAGUUGAAAGUACAACUGUGUCCUUAUGUAUUGCCUGUAACAGCAGAGAGCCAUCACCAUCCACUCACUUCUACAAGUGCAAAGUCUGCAACUGUAAGCAACUGGUAUCCAAUAUGAAAAAGAACACUGACUUAAAAGGAAAAUUCAAACCUCUCGACGACUCACCAUUGAUUCACCUAUCUCUAAACAACCAUCAGCUUACUUGGUUACCAGACACGGAUGUAAAUAACAUUGAUGACCUGGAAGAACAACUACUGCAAACAAGUAUGACGAUCACCUACAACAAAGUCAAUAACUAUGUAGAAACUACAUCACCAAUUGACUCAGUGUAAAUUAUUACACAACCAAGACUAACAAGAAAAAACUCCUCAAUUGUUUUUUUUAAAGCACAGUCAUUUCUAUUUUAACUGUGUGUAACAUGUUCAUAUCAUGGCACAUACAUGUAUCACUUGAAAA